CUCAAAUCAAUCCAAGCUCUUCCGAUCCCAUCGACAAUCAGAAAACGACAACAAUACCGCAAUCAUGGUCAAGAAGAGAGCUUCCAACGGUCGUAACAAGAAGGGACGUGGUCAUGUCAAGCCGAUCAGAUGCUCCAACUGCUCUCGGUGCACACCCAAGGACAAGGCAAUAAAGAGAUUUACCAUCCGUAACAUGGUCGAGUCUGCUGCUAUUCGUACGUAUCUUUACCCGACACCUCGAACGAAUCUCCAACAAGCAUCUGCCGACACUUGGGAUGCCUUAACCACAUGGCAGGCGUCGUGGGAAACUUGGCCAAGAACAAUUGCUAACGUUUUUGCCCCAGGUGAUAUCUCGGACGCAUCUGUAUUCCCAGAAUACACCGUUCCCAAGAUGUACCUCAAGCUGCAGUACUGUGUCUCUUGCGCCAUUCAUGGCAAGAUUGUUCGGUACGUUCAAGCACUCGAGAUGAAACCUUGGUUGAACUUCUGUCCUUGGAUCAUAAGCAAGGACCCUCCACUUCUAGAUACAGAAGGGCUAACAAUUUUUCCUCAUAGUGUCCGAUCCCGCGAAGGUCGCCGCAACCGCGCACCACCUCCUCGUGUUAGAUACAACAAGGACGGAAAGAAGGUCAACCCAAACCAGGCUGCUGCCAAGACCACUCAGGCAUAGAGGAUCAUAACGAUUUUAUGGGCGUCAUGGAAACUGGGAUUCACG
Messenger RNA from Hymenoscyphus albidus, 715 nucleotides. Lineage: Eukaryota; Fungi; Ascomycota; Leotiomycetes; Helotiales; Helotiaceae. The record is from the annotation of a GenBank genome assembly.